Iphiclides podalirius (scarce swallowtail) is the source of this 3585-nucleotide messenger RNA. The record is from the annotation of a GenBank genome assembly. NCBI's taxonomy places the organism in Eukaryota, Metazoa, Arthropoda, Insecta, Lepidoptera, Papilionidae.
AUGGCAGGAGACCCGUGGGUUAUCCAGCCACAUGAGCAUGCAAAAUUUGCGGAGCAUUUCCGGAAUCUAGCACCAAUCAAUGGCACACUAACAGGAGAGCAGGCAAAGAGGUUCAUGUUACAGUCUCAACUACCACCGCCUAUCUUGGGCCAGAUAUGGUCGUUGGCGGACACCAACGCUGAUGGAAAAUUGGACCUCAAGGAAUUCUCCAUUGCUUGCAAGAUAAUCAACUUGAAACUACACGGUAUUGAAGUGCCGAAAGCCCUGCCACCUUCCCUGCUCGCGUCGCUAAGCCCCACUGGUCCGAAGCAGUUCGCGCCGCCUGCGAAGCCCCCCAUCCCGCCGAUGCCUGUCACCCCCCAGCAGCCCCUCAUCAGCGGUCUACCUCCCGCCAGCCAGCCCAGCAGCCAACUCCUCGGCGACUUCUCCCAGCCGCUGAUCAACUCCACCCAGCCCCUCGUCCCGGUUGUCCCGCCGUCGAAACCCACCCCCGUCGUGCCCGACCUGAUAUCCGUCAAGCCACAAGCCCAAACGCUGGCCGGCGCGCCGCUCAUCCCCAGCCAGCCCUUGAUGGGUCAACCGCUGGCCCAGCCGCUCCAAGCUCCGUUAUUACCACCCACUCAACCCCUGAUGGGCUCAAGCCAGCCGCUGCAAGCGCCAUUGGUACCUCCUCAGCCCCUGAUGGGCUCAACCCAGCCCUUGAUACCGCCAAUGCCGACUUCUAUGGGACAGCCCCUGGUCAGCACCGCUCCUCUGAUCCCACCAGCUGCCCAGCCGGGUCCAGCCCAACCGCCGGUGGCCGCAGCACCUGUACCCCUCUCCUCGCCACCACAAGCCGUCCCCACGGGAACCACAGUGGGCUCUUUGCUCGGCAGCCCCCCCAAGGCUGUUAACACGGUUGCGGGUUCAGUUCCCGGGCAGCCGGUGACCUCGACCCCAAUAACAGCGGUCAAAGGCGACGCCCUUUCUAAACCCGGCUCGCUGGUGGGCAGCCCCACUGAAACACCGAUGGGGGUGCUGACGCCCCCACCGUCCGUCGAAUGGGGAAUCCCACAGCCUCAGAAGCUCAAGUACACGCAGCUGUUCAACGUGACGGACCGCAGCAAGAGCGGCUGGGUGUCCGGGGCGCAGGCGCGCGCGCUGAUGCUGCAGUCGCGGCUGCCGCAGCCGGCCCUGGCGCAGAUCUGGGCGCUGGCCGACCUCGACGCCGACGGCAGGCUGGGCUGCGAGGAGUUCGUGCUGGCGAUGUACCUCUGCGAGAGGGCCACCCACGGGGAGCCGGUGCCGGCCAAGCUGCCACCAGAACUGGUGCCGCCCACCUUCAGACGCGAGUCGGUGACCAGCACCAGCAGCGCCAAGAGUUACGAGGAGAGGCGGAGGGAGAACAUGGCGAGGGGCCAGGCCGAGCUGGAGAGGCGCCGCUCGCAGCUGGCCGACGCGCACAUGAAGGAGAAGGAGGAUGAGGCUGAGAGGGAACGGAAAGAGAGGGAGGAGGCGGAGAAGAGGGAGAGAUUGCGCCUGGAGGCGCAGAAGAAGGAGCAAGAAGAGUUGCUGCGGAAACAGAAGGAGGAACAGGAGAAGAGAGAGGCGGCCAGGAAGGAGAUGGAGAGGCAGUGUCAGCUGGAAUGGGAGAAGAAGAGGAGCCGCGAGCUGGAGGCGCUCCGCGCGGAGGAGCAGGCCAAGGUGCUGGCGCUGAAGGCGCGCGGCGCCACGCUGGCCGCGGCGCUCGGCGCCGCCGCCCAGAGGGCCUCCGCGCUGGCCAAGUCCAUCAGGGACACGAGGACGGGCGUGGCGGCCGCCAAGUGCACCAUCGACGGCAUGAGGUCUGACAGGGACGCCAGCAUGGCCGAGAUGCAACAGCUCAAGGCGAGGGUGAAGGAGUUGAACGCGAAGCAAAUUGCCCUGAACAAGGAGAAGGCGGAACUCGACGCGAAGGCUAAAGCCACCGAGGGCGCCGGAGAAGAUGGAAAACUCAACAUGAUGGAGGUCACCUUGAAGCAGCUUCGGGAAAAGGUGGAAGCGGCCAAGGCCCUGGUGGAGACCAAGCAAUCGGACCUCGAGGGCAACGAGAAGCAGCUCAGCGAGCUGAACGCCACCGUGGCCCAGCUGGGCGAGAAGUGCGAGAAGGUGUGGCGCAUGUACGAGGAGAAGAGGCAGGAGUUCGUCGAGAGGAGGAGCACCGCGCCCGCCGAGCAGGCCUGGACCGCUGACGCGGAAUGGGGGACCAGCGACGACGCGUGGGGCGGUGAUUCCUGGGCGGAUGCCGCCCCAGCGAACGCCGCUGAGGCGGUGGGCGGGGCUGCGGCCGGCGCGGGGGGCGGGGCUUCGGUGGCCACGCCCCGCUGGCGCUGCGUGUACGAGUUCACGGCGCGCACCGCCGACGAGCUGAGCCUGCAGCCAGGCGACUUGGUCAGCGAGGCUGGGGCGCCUCGCGCGGACGCGGAGCCCGGCUGGCGUUGGGGCACAGCGAGAGGUCAAUCCGGCUGGUUCCCGGAAUCCUACGUUGAGGACAUCAACGUGGCAGCAUCCUACAUGGAGCCGACAGAAGCCCUCGAGACCAAGACGCAACUUGAGGGCAUAGCGGAAGUACCAGAAGCCGAGAUCGCAAACGAUUUGGGCGGUGCCAUGCCCAUAGUGGAAGGUGGCGACUUCUAUAUAGCGGCGUACCCAUACGUCUCCACCGAGCCUGGUGAUCUCACCUUCGAGGCUGGCGAGAGGAUCGAGGUCCUGAGGAGGGACGGGGAUUGGUGGACCGGCAGAAUCGGAAUACGGAGCGGCAUCUUCCCAUCCAAUUACGUGACCAAAGACACCAUAUCGUCCGCCAACGAGCCGAUCUCCACCAUCCCGGAGGCGGCCGAGCCGGCGCCCGAGGCGGAGGCGGAGCCCCUGGCCCAGGCCGAAGCGCCCGCCCCCUCCGCCCCCUCAGCCCCCUCAGCCCCCUCCAUCACCUCCGAAGGCCCACUCGAGGCCGCACCGACUACGCCCCCGCUGCAGGAAGCGAAGCCCGCCACGCCCGUUUCCUCCGAGGUGGCGGCCAUCACGGAGGCGGCGGGGGCGGGGGCGGGGCAGGCGGGGGGCGCCCCCUCGGCCAGGCCGGCGUCCGCGACGCGCCGCGACUCGGGCCGGGACUCCGCCACCGGCCGCCGCAAGAACGAGAUCGCCCAGGCCAUCGCCUCCUACACCGCCACCAGCGCGGAACAGCUGUCGCUGGUGAAGGGCCAGCUCCUGGUGGUCCGGAAGAAGGCGGACAGCGGAUGGUGGGAGGGAGAGCUCCAGGCUAAGGGGAGGAGUCGCCAGCUGGGCUGGUUCCCCGCCAGCUACGUCAAGGUGCUGCAGUCUUCGGGCAGGACCUCCGGAAGGACCACGCCGGUGCUCUCCAAGAUGGACACCGUCCCGACGGAGACUGUCAUCGAUAAGGUGAUUGCUCUGUACCCGUACACGGCGCAGAACGCAGACGAGCUGAGCUUCGAGAAGGACGACAUCAUCGCCGUGACGGACCGCAGCCAGGACCCGGCCUGGUGGCAAGGCGAACUGCGCGGCAUGACUGGCCUUUUCCCGAGCAACUAUGUCACGAAACUCGUCAAU